This is a messenger RNA of Hyaena hyaena (striped hyena), 2924 nucleotides long. RefSeq names its product zinc finger protein 345-like. Bases 140 to 2533 code for a protein of 797 amino acids. NCBI's taxonomy places the organism in Eukaryota, Metazoa, Chordata, Mammalia, Carnivora, Hyaenidae. Gene Ontology annotation, biological process: regulation of transcription by RNA polymerase II. The transcript has 4 exons. The record is from RefSeq and is a predicted model, not a curated record. Gene Ontology annotation, molecular function: DNA-binding transcription factor activity, RNA polymerase II-specific; RNA polymerase II cis-regulatory region sequence-specific DNA binding.
UCAAAGCUCUGCCUGCAGGCAUGCAGUUUACUGGGGAAAAGGCUGUGUUGGUGGCUUCACAGAGAUUUUCUAUUUCAGCUGGGAUUUCCCCACAAAGAUCUUCUGAGAAGCAAAUCUAGAGGAGAAGGUGAAAGAAGAAAUGGCUAGAUCGCAGGAACUGCUGACCUUCAGGGAUGUGGCCAUAGAAUUCUCUCAGAAGGAGUGGGGAUGCCUGAGCCACAGUCAGCGGGAACUGUACAGGGAUGUGAUGUUAGAGAACUAUGGACACCUCCUCUUCUUGGGUCUUGUUGUGUCAAAGCCGGCCCUGGUCAUCUUUUUGGAACAAAAGAGGGAGCUAUGGGAUGUGAAGAGAAAGGACACAGUAGCCUCAUGCCCAGCUGUAUCAUCAAAUGAUACUAAGAGCCUCCUUCCAAAGAUUUUCAUAGAAACUUCUUUCCAAAGAGUGUUAGUGGAUAGGUAUAAAUAUAGUUCCCUUGAGAAUGGACACUUUAUGACAGACUGGAAAAAGGAUGGGGAGAGAAAAGGGCAUCAAAGAUAUCUGGGGACUCCUUUUCCAGAGAACGAUUAUGAAUGUAAUAAAUAUGGGGAUGUUUUUUAUCAAAACAACAAGCUUAUUACACAUAAGACUAUACAAUUGGGAGAGAAUCCUUGUAAAUAUAAUGAAUGUGGGCAAAUUCCUAGCAUGUCCUCCAAUGUUGGUGAUCAUCAGAGGAUUCAUGUGGGAAAAAACCCAUGUACAUGCAAUGAACCUGGGGACAUGCUUAGUCAGUCAUCAAGACUGCAUAUAAAUAAGACAAUCCAGACUGGACUGAAAGGUUACAAUAUUAAGGAAUGUGACAGAGCCUUAAGCUGGCACUCAGCACAAAUUGAACAUCAGCCAGUACAUACUGGAGACAAACCUUACAAAUGUGAAGAAUAUAGUAAAACUUUUAAUUAUGGCUCAUCAGUAAAUGGACAUAAACUAAUCCUUACUGGAGAGAAACCUUACACACAUAAAAAUUGUGAGAUGGCCUUGACCCAACACUCUCCUCUUAUUGAACGUCACAGAACCCACACUGGAGAGAAACUUUACCAAUGUAAAGAAUGUGGCAAGUCCUUUAACCGAUCCUCAGACCUUAAUUACCAUCACAGAAUCCAUGCUAGAGAGAAACCUUACCAAUGUAAAGAAUGUGGCAAGGCCUUUACCCAUGCCUCAAUCCUUUACCAACAUAAUCGAACCCAUACUGGAGAGAAACCUUACCAAUGUAAAGAAUGUGGCAAGGCCUUUAAUAAGGCCUCAAACCUACACAAACAUGUCAAAAUCCAUACUGGAGAGAAACCUUACCAAUGUAAAGAAUGUGGAAAGUCCUUUACCCAGUCCUCAAACCUUUACAAACAUGUCAAAAUCCAUACUGGAGAGAAACCUUACCAAUGUAAAGAAUGUGGCAAGUCCUUUAAAUGGCCCUCCAUCCUUAAGCAACAUCAGAGAAUCCAUACUGGAGAGAAACCUUACCAGUGUAAGGAAUGUGGAAAGGCCUUUAACUCUCCCUCCACUCUUCAUCAACAUCAGAGAAUCCAUACUGGAGAGAAACCUUACGAAUGUAAACAGUGUGAAAAGGCCUUUAACUCUCCCUCCACUCUUCAUCAACAUCAGAGAAUCCAUAGUGGAGAGAAACCUUACCAGUGUAAGGAAUGUGGAAAAGCCUUUAAGUCUCCCUCCACUCUUCAUCAACAUCAGAGAAUCCAUUCUGGAGAGAAACCUUACCAAUGUAAAGAAUGUGGAAAAGCCUUUAAGUCUCCCUCCACUCUUCAUCAACAUAAGAGAAUCCAUACUGGAGAGAAACCUUACCAAUGUAGAGAAUGUGGAAAGGCCUUUACCCAGAACUCAUAUCUUACUCAACAUCACAAAAUUCAUACUGGAGAAAAACCUUACCAAUGUAGAGAAUGUGGCAAGUCCUUUACCCAGAACUCAAGCCUUUAUAAACACCACAGAAACCAUUUUGGAGAGAACACUUACCAAUGUAAAGAAUGUGGCAAGUCCUUUGGUUACCCAUCAGACCUCACCAAACAUCACCGAAUCCAUACUGGAGAGAAACCUUACCAAUGUAAAGAAUGUGGCAAGUCCUUUAAAUGGCCCUCCAUCCUUAAGGAACAUGAGAGAAUCCAUACUGGAGAGAAACCUUACCAGUGUAAGGAAUGUGGAAAGGCCUUUAACUCUCCCUCCACUCUUCAUCAGCAUCAGAGAAUCCAUACUGGAGAGAAACCUUACCAGUGUAAGGAAUGUGGAAAGGCCUUUAACUCUCCCUCCACUCUUCAUCAACAUAAGAGAAUCCAUACUGGAGAGAAACCUUACGAAUGUAAACAAUGUGGAAAAGCUUUUAAGUCUUCCUCCACUCUUCAUCAACAUAAGAGAAUCCAUACUGGAGAGAAACCUUACGAAUGUAGAGAAUGUGGAAAGGUCUUUACCCAGCACUCAUAUCUUACUAAACAUCACAGAAUCCAUACUCAAGAGAAAUUUUACCAUUGUAAAGAACGUGGCAAGUCCUUUAUCUAACACCCACACCUUAUUUAACAUCACAGAAUUCAUACUAGAUUGAAACUUUACAAGUGUAAACAAUAUGGUCAGAUCUUUUACUGACCCUUACACCUUACUCGACAGCACUGAAUUCAUACUUGAUAGAAAACAAUGUAAAGAAUGUACUAAGGUCUUUAAUCACUCUUCAAUCUUUACUCAUUAUCACAGAGUUCAUACCGGAGCAAAUCUUCCACAUUUAGGAAUGUGAGAAACGUUUUGUGGACUGCUCACCCCUUGCUUCGCAUUGGAAAAUUUAUGUUGGAGAAUAAUCACUGAAUACUAAAGAAUGUGGCAAGGCUUUGAAGCAUUGCUAAAUGCUGACUCCUGAUCAGAGACUGAAUACUGGGGAGGAUUUUGCAAAUAUAAAGAA